Molecule: messenger RNA, 1050 nt
Organism: Leptosomus discolor (cuckoo roller)
Lineage: Eukaryota; Metazoa; Chordata; Aves; Leptosomiformes; Leptosomidae
Gene: ST3GAL2
Product: ST3 beta-galactoside alpha-2,3-sialyltransferase 2
Biological process (GO): sialylation
Cellular component (GO): membrane
Molecular function (GO): beta-galactoside (CMP) alpha-2,3-sialyltransferase activity
Source: RefSeq, a predicted model, not a curated record
UCUGCUUCCUCUCGACCGCCUUCCUGCUCGUCUUCGUCAUGUCCCUCCUCUUCACCUACUCCCACCACAGCAUCGCCUACCUGGACCCCGGCGGGCUGGGCGGCAUCCACCGGGUGAAGUUGGUGCCCGGCUAUGCUGGCAUGCAGCGGCUCAGCAAGGGGGGGCCGUACCCCCGGGGCUGUGCCUGCCACCGCUGCCCGGCCGAGGAGGCUGGGGCUGCUGACUGGUUUGACGGGCGCUACGACAGCACCAUCUCCCCAGUGUGGACCAAGGAGAACAUGGAACUGCCGCCUGAUGUCCAGAGGUGGUGGAUGAUGCUGCAGCCUCAGUUUCAGUCCCACAACACCCAUGAGGUCCUGAGCAAGCUCUUCCAGAUCGUGCCAGGCGAGGAUCCCUACGGCUCUCGCGACCUGCGCCACUGCCGCCGCUGUGCCGUGGUCGGCAACUCAGGCAACCUGCGUGGCUCCAGUUACGGGACGGAGAUCGAUGGGCACGACUUUGUCAUGCGGAUGAACCAGGCCCCUACAGUGGGUUUCGAGGGCGACGUGGGCAGUCGGACCACGCACCACUUCAUGUACCCUGAGAGUGCCAAGAACCUGCCCGCCAACGUCAGCUUCGUGCUGGUGCCCUUCAAAACCCUGGACCUGCUCUGGAUCGCCAGUGCCCUCUCCACCGGCCAGAUCAGGUUCACGUAUGCACCUGUGAAGCCUUUUCUGCGGGUGGACAAAGAAAAGGUGCAGAUCUACAACCCUGCCUUCUUCAAGUACAUCCACGACCGCUGGACAGAGCAUCAUGGGCGCUACCCCUCCACCGGCAUGCUGGUGCUCUUCUUCGCCCUCCACGUCUGCGAUGAGGUGAACGUCUUCGGGUUCGGCGCUGACAGCCGGGGCAACUGGCACCACUACUGGGAGAACAACCGCUACGCCGGGGAGUUCAGGAAGACGGGGGUGCACGAUGCCGACUUCGAGGCGCACAUCAUCGACAUGCUGGCCAAAACCAGCAAGAUCGAGGUUUACCGGGGGAACUGAGGGCUGCGCCUCCUCCGGCUCC